UUGACAAUGCAUUUCCGCCAAUAACAAAGCUGCUAGCUCGUAUUAGCUCCCAGUGUUUUGUUGCUGCAUGUCUUUGUCAAGUGUCGUAAAACCAUUUGGUAAUUAUUUUACGGUUGUAGGUUUACUUGGAAUAUAAUUACCCUUGUAUUUUACAAUUUCCAUCAUGCAUAAUGAUCUAUAUCGUCGAUCGUAAACGUCGGCCCAGCGUUAGCCGGACAUGCUGCCGUAGCGGGUCGACCUGACUGCUGCUGAAUCUCGAGCUGGUGAUAAACAUGUCCUGAGACUCGAGUCAGACACGGAGCAAGUUCAGCCAUUCAGACUCGGGUCAAAGCAGAGCAGCUUUCCAGUGUGAUUCUGUUCCCUGAUCGCAGGUUUUCCUCCUGAUCCGCACGGACUGCAGAUUUGCAAAAAUGAAGAUGUUCUCAGUGGCACACAAGACCGUCUUUGUAGUGGACCACUGUCCCUACAUGUCAGAAUCCAGUCGUCAGCAGGUGGAGUGUGACGUGUUGACAAAGAGCCGAGCUCAGGGGGUUAUUCCUCUGGCCCCCGUGUCCAAGUCUUUGUGGACCUGCGCUGUGGAGUGCUCUUUGGAGUAUUGCCGGAUCCUCUAUGAUGUUUACCCAAGGGACAAACUAGUAAAUUAUAUUGUGAGUGAUUCAGAGUUUCACAUUUUAAACACCUGGAGACGAGAAGAUCAGAGCACUCAUGAGCUCAUGUCAGCUCUGGCAGCUGUUGGGCCACCAAAUCCACGUGAGGAUCCAGAGUGCUGCAGUAUCUUGCAUGGCCUAGUUGCUGCGGUGGAGUCGCUGUGCCAGAUCACGGAGUUGCAGCAUGAGAAGCGCACUGCUUUAAUGGACACAGCAGAGAGAGUUGCCAAUCGAGGCCGAAUCAUCUGCUUAACCAACGCAAAAAGUGAUACUCAUGUGCGCAUGCUGGAGGACUGCAUCCAGGAAACCAUUAUAGAGCAAAACAAGCUGGCUGCAGGCUCAGACAGGCUGAUGGCUAUCCAGCAGUGUGAACUGGUCCUAGUUCACAUCUACCCACAGGGUGAGGACACGCUGGUGUCUGACCGGCCCAGGAAAGAUAUCUCAGCUCUGCUCACCAGCGAGGUUCACAGUGUUCGUGCUGGGAGGCACUUGGCCACCAAACUCAACAUUUUGGUCCAGCUCCAGUUUGACUUGGCCUCCACCACCAUAACAAACAUCCCGAUGAAGCCCACAUUAAAUGUUUGCGAACAGGAAGAGCAGCAUGCCAACACGUCAGCUAAUUAUGAUGUCGAGCUCCUGCAUCACAAAGACGCUCAUCUGGAGUUCUUUAAAAGUGGAGACUUGCACAUGGCCGGCACCAGCACUCGAGAUAAUACGCUUAAAGAGACGGUGACGCUGAAGUGGUGCACUCCAAGAACCAACAGUAUAGAGCUGCAUUACUGCACCGGAGCCUAUCGCAUCUCUCCCACAGACGUAAACAGUCGCCCCUCGUCAUGUUUGACAAACUUUCUUCUUAACGGUCGAUCCGUGCUGCUGGAGCAGCCCAGGAAGUCGGGAUCAAAGGUCAUUAGCCACAUGCUCAGCAGCCACGGCGGCGAGAUCUUCCUGCACGUGCUCAACAGCAACCGCUCCACCUUAGAGGACCCGCCGUCCAUCAGCGAGGGCUGCGGGGGUCGAGUGACUGACUACAGAAUCACCGAUUUUGGUGAAUUUAUGAGGGAGAACCGGCUGACUCCUGUUUCUGAGUCUUCCCAUGAUCCUUCAGGGAAGCUACCAGCAGAGAGGGCCAAAGGUCAACUGGAACGCUACACCAGAUACUGGCCCAUGAUCAUCUCCCAGACAACCAUCUUCAACAUGCAGGCGGUGGUGCCCCUGGCUAACCUGAUAGUGAAAGAGACUCUCACCGAGGAGGACGUUCUGACCUGCCAGAAAACCGUCUACAACCUGGUGGACAUGGAGAGGAAGAAUGACCCACUCCCCAUUUCAACUGUGGGGUCCAGAGGCAAAGGCCCAAAGAGGGAUGAACAGUACCGCAUCAUGUGGAACGAGCUGGAAACCCUGGUGAAGACUCACGCCGGCGCCACAGACAGACACCAGCGAGUCCUGGACUGCAUUGUCGCCUGCCGCAGCAAACCCCCCGAGGAGGAGGAGAGGAAGAAGAGGGGGAGGAAGAGAGAAGACAGGGAGGACAGGACAGAGAAAAACGGCAGCAAAGAGACAGAAGACAAAAGCUGGCAGGACUCUGAAAGACUGAAAGGUUUGCUGGAGAAGGAAGAGCCAGAGUCGGAGGUGAUCAAGGAUUCACCGGACUCACCAGAGCCGCUCAACAAGAAGCCUCGGCUGGUCCAGGAGGAGGUCCAGCCUCCGGAGAGAGCAAAAGGUCCCGUCUCCCUCCUCACCAUGUGGACCAACCGGAUCACCGCGGCCAACUCCAGGAAACACCAGGAGUUUGUGGGAAGAGCCAGUUCAGUCAACAACAAGUUUGAGUUGUACCAGCAUCUCAAAGAUGAGAACGGGAUGGAUGUUCAUGAAAAUGGAAAGGCCUCCAGAUGAUUUUUUUGUUUGUUUUUUGAAAGCUUUGUUGCUUCAGUUCUUCUGAAGAUUGAGGACCACAGCGUUGUUGUUUUCCAGACCUGGGAGUUAUCGUAUACUCUCACAUAAAAACUUUGGAUAAAAUGGACUGAACUAUAAACAAGAAAAUUUAUAAUUUUUUUAUCCCCAGUUUUGUAGAUAUGCUGUUCACAUAUUGUAUAACACAUUAAAAGUUGUC
Cololabis saira (Pacific saury) is the source of this 2757-nucleotide messenger RNA. It is a transcript of the gene ints13, whose product is annotated as integrator complex subunit 13. The record is from RefSeq and is a predicted model, not a curated record. Gene Ontology annotation, cellular component: integrator complex. The transcript has 18 exons. NCBI's taxonomy places the organism in Eukaryota, Metazoa, Chordata, Actinopteri, Beloniformes, Belonidae. The coding region runs from base 411 to 2540 and encodes 709 amino acids. Gene Ontology annotation, biological process: centrosome localization; regulation of mitotic cell cycle.